This is a messenger RNA of Myxocyprinus asiaticus (Chinese sucker), 861 nucleotides long. It is a transcript of the gene tslig1, whose product is annotated as zinc finger and BTB domain containing 8 opposite strand. The transcript is spliced from 7 exons. The record is from RefSeq and is a predicted model, not a curated record. Bases 72 to 602 code for a protein of 176 amino acids. Gene Ontology annotation, cellular component: tRNA-splicing ligase complex. Gene Ontology annotation, biological process: tRNA splicing, via endonucleolytic cleavage and ligation. NCBI's taxonomy places the organism in Eukaryota, Metazoa, Chordata, Actinopteri, Cypriniformes, Catostomidae.
AGGAAGAAGAAGAAGAAGCUACCCUUUGAACUGGGAGGUUCAUAGUAUCAACUUUCAUAGUCAAUUAUUGCAUGUUGUUUACACGGAAAUACAUUUUCAGCUGUAAAAUCACAAUGAAUGACCGCGAACUUGACCUUACGGAAGCGCAAAAAACAACAAAAUCAAAAUAUCCUCCAAUCAACAAGAAGUAUGAGUAUCUUGACCACACUGCAGAUGUCCAGAUUCAUUCUUGGGGAGAUUCACUGGAAGAGGCUUUUGAGCAGUGUGCUAUGGGAAUGUUUGGCUACAUGACUGAUACGGAAACAGUUGAACCCAUUGACACUCUAGAAGUAGAAUCAGAAGGCGAGGACAUGGAGUCACUCCUCUUUCAUUUUUUGGAUGAUUGGCUCUUCAAGUUCAGUGCUGACCUAUUCUUUAUUCCCAGAGAGGUGAAGGUUGUGCACAUUGACAGAAUGCAGUUCAGAAUUCGCUCUAUAGGGUGGGGCGAGGAAUUUAAUCUAACUAAACACCCACAGGGCACAGAAGUGAAAGCAAUCACCUACUCUGCCAUGCAGGUACACAACACAGAGAAACCAGAGAUCUUCGUCAUUAUUGAUAUUUAGGAAAGAAAGAAAUACAAAAAGCCAAAUACUUAGUCUUCUAUUUAUUUGACAUGAUUUUAAAAGAUAGUACCCUCCAUGUGUAAUGAAUAUAUGGGGAAUGUAAUUUUGUAAACUUGUGAUGCAGAUGUGUUUACAUAGCUGAAAACCUGUAUAUUUUAGGUUGUCUUUCAUUAUUUUUUAUUGUUUGCUAUUUCAAAAUAACUGUUUUGCUGUAUAAAACAUUAAAUAAAAACAAGCUUUACAUUUUCAGUCAAAAUUA